AUGAUCCUCGGAGCAUUAGCACUGUUCCUCCUAUGGAGGCGACGAAAGAAGAACAGGAAAGCAGCCCUUGCCUCAAAGCACAUGGGCGACGAGAAAGACGACGACCCAACAAGACCCAUCGACGACCACGCAAACCACUCCCCUUCCGCCUAUCACGCCAUACCCAAAGGCACGACCGCAGCCCACUACGCCAACUCGUCACAGAACCCGCACGAAACCCCCGAAUGGAACGUCGAGAUGGAUGCUACAGAAGCUGAGCGUCAGAAACUCGCUAGUACUGCACCGGCAUAUGGAAGUACAACGCCUGGGCUGAGUCUGGGGAAUGGAGAAGGAGCGACGGAACUUGCUGGGUUGGCGAGGGUGCCGAGGAAACCUAUUGCGCCGGUGGAAAUUGAUGGCAAUGCUGUUAUACCGGAGGUGGGGGAUGCGUAUAUUCCGUAUAGGCCGGGGAGGGAGGGGAGCUAG
This is a messenger RNA of Alternaria arbusti, 465 nucleotides long. RefSeq lists its product as uncharacterized. The transcript has a single exon. The record is from RefSeq and is a predicted model, not a curated record. NCBI's taxonomy places the organism in Eukaryota, Fungi, Ascomycota, Dothideomycetes, Pleosporales, Pleosporaceae. The coding region runs from base 1 to 465 and encodes 154 amino acids.